This is a messenger RNA of Spodoptera litura, 1163 nucleotides long. NCBI's taxonomy places the organism in Eukaryota, Metazoa, Arthropoda, Insecta, Lepidoptera, Noctuidae. The record is from RefSeq and is a predicted model, not a curated record.
CAUACCUUUUUACGACUCAUUUGUUAAAAAUCGUUCUAAUUAGACCUCCUACCUUCCUUAAUUAUAUUUAGUUCCCUAGUGUUAAUGAAGACGAUUAGUAGCUCCUACAAAUAGAAAUUAAUUUAAUUCAAUCGGAGUGUUCCCUAGCAAUAAAUUAUUCCUAUUUAGUUUCUAAAUACAUUGACAAUCAAUUGUGACAUAAAAAAUGAGAAGGACAAGGAAUUAAAGAGUAAAAAUUUGUAGUAUUAAGUUACCUACAUUUUUAACUUAACAAGACACAUUAUUAGAACAAAACGGCCAAGGUUACAUUACAUUCAGCAUCUUACUAAGGCGACGCUCAUUCAGCAUGUCAGCGGAGUCGCCAAGACAUGUGCGGUCAGGAGGGCCACUGACCGUGCCCUCCCAGCCACCAAGUGACCGCAGCAUCAUCGAUGCCGUCUCCGGCUUCAUCAACGACGUGACACUUUCCUCUUCAUCAUCAGUAGACCCUAAAGAUGUUAUACAGUGGGCAAGGUUUGAAACAGCAGAUAUAAACGAGCCAACACCUGAAGGCGACAGUGACAAUGAUGAGUCUCCGUUGCUCCUAAUCCUGGGCUACGGAGCUGGUGUCCAAGUCUGGCUGAUACCCCCUACUGGGGAGGCCCAGGAGGUGUUGUCAUGGCGACAAGGCACAGUGAGGGUGCUCCGUAUACUGCCUACUCCGCAGCACGGCGACUGCUUCGCGUCGAAGAGGCCCCUUAUUGCCUUGUGUGAUUCUGCCAGCCCCGGUCCAUCUUUUUGCUCACUCAGUUUCAUUUCCAUCAGAGGUGGUGAACAGGUAAAAAGCAUCAAAUUCAAGAACCCCAUUCUCGAUGUGUUGGCGAACAAGCGAUCAGUGGUGGUGUCGUUUUCCGAACGUUUUGCGAUAUUCGACGCUGCGACUCUAGAAGACCGAAUGGCCGUCACUACUUGUUACCCCUGCCCAUGUCCUUUGGGCGGCAGCUUGCCAAUCAACCCGUUGGCGCUUGGAGACCGCUGGUUAGCAUAUGCUGAUAAGAAACUUAACCAGUCCAAGAGGAGCAGUGGGGGGUGUGAAGGUAAGAUUUCGCAAACAGAAUAUACUUUUUGUUUUACACCAGGGGGAAAUCUAAAGCUCUCUGGGCAAAAUAUCUAGACUCUUUUUU